This is a messenger RNA of Oryza sativa Japonica Group (Japanese rice), 1193 nucleotides long. The record is from RefSeq and is a predicted model, not a curated record. Lineage: Eukaryota; Viridiplantae; Streptophyta; Magnoliopsida; Poales; Poaceae.
AGAAUACUUAGCUCGAGCCGCUCUCGUCUUCCCCAAUCUCGCCGCCGUCCCCCACCCCGACCAAACCUGAGGUUUCCUUUCUCCCCUCCGUGUCGACGAAGGCCUUCGUCGACCCUCCGCCGCCGCCGCCGCCGCCGCCGACCUUGUCACUCCGGCCGCUGCUCGGCCUCACUCCAAAAGCUCCGACCAGCAGCCGCCGUCCACGAUGGCCGAGUAAAUCUUGCGGCGGCGGCGGCGAGAUGGUGGUGGUGUCUAGCGGCGGCGGCGGCGGGGGGAACGCGUGGGCGAAGGAGAUGACCAUCCGCCGCAGGAUGGCCAGCAUAUUCAACAAGACGCAGGACCAUUUCUCGUGUCUGAAAGACUACAACGAUUAUCUAGAAGAGGUUGAGGAUAUGACUUUCAACCUGAUUGAGGGGAUAGAUGUCGAGGAGAUUGAAGCUAAGAUUGCCAGGUACCAGCAGGAAAAUGCUGAACAGAUAUACUUGUCCCGGGCUAAAAGGGCUGAAGAUCUUGCCGCCGCACUUAAAGCAAGCAGAAUGAACCCUGGAAAGGCUGCUGCCAGUGACACGGUCAGUUUAUAUUCGCAAACUGGAUGGCUGCUGGAAGCUCCCAGGGCAUUAGCAGCAGCGCAGGAGUUCAGGGCCAGUAUGCGCCUGCUGCUGUUGGGAUGUCUCAGCCCCGGCCGACAGGUAUGGCCCCCCAACCAAUCGGCGGUUCAUCGGAUCCACUUCAGGGAGACGAUGAGGAGACCAUGAGAUUACGAGCAGAGCGAGGAGCUCGAGCAGGUGGAUGGACUAUCGAAAUGGGCAAGAGAAGAGCACUAGAGGAAGCGUUCAGCAGCAUAUUCAUCUGAUGAUCAGAUUAGAUGCAGCAAUACCUUUGUCCGAAGGAUACCUGAUGAACUCAUCGCAGCCUUUCGGACGACUGAAAGAUGUUUUCUGCUACAAAUAUGACUGGCUAUGGUCCAAUUCUGAAUUUUUAAGUAUAGUGAAGAUUGAGACCGAUCAGCGCCAAGUGGCCUGCUGAUUGGAAAGAUCAUCACUUUGCAAGCAGUAUAGUUGCAUGUUGCUGCAUCUAUUCAUAGCAUGAAUGUGGUGUUUUUGCCCUUGUAAAACUCUGGGAAAGAUUUUGAUACUGAGAGUUCGUCUGUUCUCUCUAUGAUGCAGUGCUUUGUUGAUGUGACUUCGUCAUCA